CUAAGUGGUUUAUUAGCUUCUUAUAGUAAUGCGUCUACUUAAACACGUUGUGGUUUACCAUCGAAUUUUCCUAUUAGGUAAUUCUUUACGCUCUCGUGUUUUAUUGAGUUUAAACCGUUUUUCUUCGAAUUCCUUAAGUUUUAGGGAUUGGGUCUGCGGUUGUGGAUAUUCUAAUUUUUCUUACCGCAAGUGGUGCAACAAUUGUGGGAAGGCAAAUGCAACUCCAAUUCAAUCACAGAACGUAGAGCAAUCCAAACGCUUUUUUGAACCAGCUGAUGUUAGGGAAGGUGACUGGUUGUGCGAGUGUGGAGCUCACAACUUCGCUCGCCGACAGAUUUGUGUGUUUUGUUUGAAACCACAUUUGCCUAAGCCCCUAAAAUCGAGUUCUGAUUCUCUUCCUGCUUCAAAAGGUACUAUGAUAUCUCUAACCGAUAACUUCUUGCCCGGCGAUUGGGUUUGCAAGAAAUGUAGAGCCCAUAACUUUAGGAUGCGUUCCCAAUGCUUUGUCUGUGCGAGCCCUCGGUUGUCUGAUUCUGUAGAGCAAAUUGCAACGUGGGUAUGUACGUCAUGUCAUGCUUCGAAUUCAAAUAAUCAUGAUGCUUGUACUGUUUGUGGUAACCAACAUUCUCCAGGAGCAAAGUUUCCCACACAAGAUAUGGAUUUCUCUAAAUCUUUUCAACACAAAGACUGGACUUGCCCUCGAUGUGCAUAUGUAAACUUUGAAUCGCGUGUUUACUGCAAAAUUUGCAAGAUGGAAACGCCAGUAUUUGAAAAGUCUCCCCCAUUUACAUCAGAGUAG
Phytomonas sp. EM1 is the source of this 799-nucleotide messenger RNA. The record is from the annotation of a GenBank genome assembly. Lineage: Eukaryota; Euglenozoa; Kinetoplastea; Trypanosomatida; Trypanosomatidae.